This is a messenger RNA of Peronospora matthiolae, 1935 nucleotides long. The record is from the annotation of a GenBank genome assembly. NCBI's taxonomy places the organism in Eukaryota, Oomycota, Peronosporomycetes, Peronosporales, Peronosporaceae.
AUGAAUCGCACGCUGGUCGAGUGUGCGCGUUGCAUGAUGGAACACGCUGGACUGGGAAAGAGCUACUGGGGUGAAGCAGUGAUGACGGCGAUGUUUCUUCGAAACCGCUGUCCAACACGUGCCAUUCACCAAGACAAGUCUCCAUAUCAAGUGUGGACGAUGAAGAAACCGAUUCUGGCCAACCUUAAAGUGUUUGGAUGCCACGCGUAUGUUCAAGUGCCUCAAGACAAACGCGCGAAGUUCGACUCCAAGUCAUCACUCUGUCGUUUCCUGGGAUACGCCGAACACCAGAAGUCAUAUCGAUUUGAGGAAGUGUCAACAGGAGCGAUCAAGAUCAGUCGCGAUGCCACAUUCAUGGAAGACAAGUUUGAUGAAGGUCCGCGCAACUACAACGAUGAGUCAAGUGUCGUUGAGUUUUGUGAUCAUGAUGAGGACGAAGAAAAAGAAGAAGGUAAAACUGACGACGAAAUGGACUCGAGCGACGAUGACAACGAAGACACCAGGUCUUCGAAGAGCAACAUCAAGAGACACACGCGCACUCAAUCACUUGAGAAAGCUACCGUCAUUCCAAGUCCCAAGCGAAGAACAUACAGAGGUCCGUCGCUUGAGCAUGUUGGGGAAACGCCGACUACAUUCAAGUCGGCGAUGGAAUCAAGCGACUCCGGCAAGUGGAAAGAAGCAUGUGACUCGGAGUUCGAUUCGCUUCAGAGAAACGACACGUGGGAAAUCGUGCCUCUUCCGAAAGGUCGCAAGGCCAUCGGGUGCCGAUGGGUUUUUCGUGUAAAGGAGAAUCAAGAUGGCGAAGUUGAACGUUUCAAGGCAAGACUUGUGGCCAAAGGAUUCUCACAGAAAUUCGGAGUUGACUAUGAAGAAACUUUCGCACCGGUGGCCAAGUUCACAUCGAUUCGUGUGGUGCUCAGUAUGGCGGCUAAGUACGGCCUAAUGCUACAUCAGAUGGACGUCAAGACAGCGUUUCUUAACGGCUCCCUCAACGAAGACAUCUACAUGGACCAGCCGGACGGAUACCUGGAUGCAACACAGCCGGACUAUGUGUGCAAGCUAAAGAGAUCACUCUACGGCUUGAAGCAAUCGCCUCGCAUGUGGAACCAAACAAUCGAUGGGUUCAUGAUCAAGAUGGGAUUCAAGAAGUGCGAAUCGGACCACUGCAUCUACAUCAAGCGAGACGACCAAGACAUGAUUCUCGUGGUGCUCUACGUCGAUGAUCUCAUCCUGGCCAGCAGCAACAACGAACUCCUCAAGUCAACCAAGAUGGCGCUGAGCAAACGCUUCGAAAUGACGGAUCUCGGUGAGCUCGAUUACUUUCUCGGCAUGGAGAUCAAGAACGACCGUAAGACGGGAAUGGUGACUGUACAACAAACCAAGUUUCUCAAGUCCGUGUUAACCAAGUUCGGAAUGGAUAACAGCAAGCCAGUGAAGACGCCUCAAGAUCCCGGCCUGAAGCUAACCAAGAACAUGUGUGAACAAGAAUGCAAGCACGAAGACACCAUGUGCAACGUGCCAUAUCGAAGUGCUGUCGGAGGCAUCAUGUAUCUCAUGGUCGCCACACGUCCGGAUCUAGCUGCUGCAGUGGGAUCAUUAUCCCAGUUCUCGUCCGACCCAUGCCCGACUCACUGGCAAGCUUUGAAGCGUGUGCUGAGAUACCUGCAAGCAACGCCCAAUCAUGGUCUUGAGUUUACACGUGAAGAAGGAAGCCGUAUCUGCGGGUACACCGACGCAGACUGGGCCGGCGACAUUGAGUCAAGACGAAGUACAAGCGGCUAUGUGUUCAUGAUGAGCGGAGGAUGCAUCAGCUGGAAAAGCCAGAAACAACGGACGGUCGCGCUAUCUUCAACAGAAGCAGAAUACAUGGCGCUUUCCGAAGCAACCAAAGAAGCAGUAUGGCUCAAAGUGCUUUUGGGGAACUUGGUGAGAUGA